Penaeus vannamei (Pacific white shrimp) is the source of this 734-nucleotide messenger RNA. Lineage: Eukaryota; Metazoa; Arthropoda; Malacostraca; Decapoda; Penaeidae. The record is from RefSeq and is a predicted model, not a curated record.
UGCAGUUCGGGUCUUCGAUCGGGAAACAAUCAUGACGCCUCUGGUCUUCUUGGCAGUGCUGGGAGUGUGCUCGGCUGGUCCCUUCACGGGAUACACCCCCGAAGUGCAGGCUGAGAGAGCACGCUUCUUCCAGAGCUUCAGUGCUGCUCAGGCUGCCGCCGCUCCCCAGCAGGCCUACUACCACCAUGCUGCCGCCCCUCAGCAGGCUCUGUACCACCACGCCGCCCCCGUGCAGCCCAAGUGGACUGGCCCCGUGGCUGCCACCGUCCCCGCCGGCGUCGACGGCACCAUCACCCCCGUCAGCGACACCCACGAGGUGGCUGCCGCCCGCAACGCCUUCAACAGCGCCUACCAGGCACAGCUGAGGGCCACCGUGGGUGCCGUCCCUGCCGUCCACGCUCACGCCCCCGCCCACCACCACGUCCCCGCCCACCACACGCCCCCACCUACCACCACGCCCCAGCCGUCCCUCAGCACAGCUUCCACCACGCCGCCCCAGUCCAGCCCAAGUGGACUGGCCCCGUGGCAGCCACCGUCCCCGCCGGACUCCCAGGCUCCGCCCCCCAGGUCGCUGACACUCCCGAAGUCGCCGCCGCCAAGCAGCAGUUCUUCAGCACCUACAACAGGCAGGCGGCAGCUGCGGCGCCCCCCUCGAGGCAUUACUACUAAACCCCACUGCCAUAAUGUAUAUAAGAUAUAAGAUCGAUUAAAAAGGAAAUAAAAUUAUAUUUCUA